GGAUGCUUCCACCUGUGUGUUCUAGUACGCAUUAUAAACCCACCCGGCUCCAGGCGUGCUCGCGGAGCCGCUCGGGGCUGAGGGAGCGGGCGGCGGGCGGGGCCCAACAUGGCGGCGGCGCGGCCCCGCCUCAGCGCUGGGCGGGAAACCGCGGCCGGGCGGGCGAUGGAGGCGGCGGGCAGCGAACAGCGGGAGCUGCUCAUUCAGAGGCUGCGGGCCGCGGUGCACUACACGGCGGGCUGCCUGUGCCAGGGCGUCGCUGAGGACAAGGGCGUGCUGUUCAGCAAGCAAACGGUCGCCGCCAUAUCCGAGAUCACCUUCAGGCAGUGCGAAAACUUUGCAAGAGACCUCGAAAUGUUUGCCAGGCAUGCAAAGCGAAGCACAAUCACUUCAGAAGAUGUGAAACUUUUGGCUAGAAGGAGCAAUUCUUUGCUAAGGUAUAUCACAGAGAAGAGUGAAGAGCUUGCAUCAAGUAACAUGGAACAAAAGGAGAAGAAGAAGAAGUCCAGUGCAGCUAAGGGAAGGAGAACUGAGGAAAACGAAGCACCUGUGACUGAAAGUGAAGAUUCCAACAUGGCAUGACUUACCUUUCAAGUAACUUCUCUGGUCAUUUUCUCUUACUAUCGUAGAAGACCAAAGUUAGCCUGUCAGCAAUUGCUCUUGCAGGUUAGCGAGCAUAAUGAAUGUCUAUAUUUUUUUUAGGUAAAUGUGAUUAGUUACAUUUUCUUGUUCCAAAAAUGAAAGGACUGUCAGAAUUCAACAAAGCUUACAGCCAAAAUGCCUUAAUUGUUCACUAAACAAUAUCUUACUGUUCUUAAGAAGAAAAUCCUUUAUUGAUAGAGUUUAAAGCAAAGCAUAUCCACUGGGCAUAUUCACACCUCAGUAUGUGCAACUCCCUGCAAAGGACAAUUUAAUUUCUCCAGUAAUUAUUUAACAUCUUCCUGACUUCCAUUUCUGAUAUAUUUGUUUGGAUAUUAUAAACACUUUAAUAGCCAUAUCUCUUGUUGUCUUGGCAAUUAAAGCAUAUUCUGUGUCAUU
Molecule: messenger RNA, 1038 nt
Organism: Numida meleagris (helmeted guineafowl)
Lineage: Eukaryota; Metazoa; Chordata; Aves; Galliformes; Numididae
Product: centromere protein S
Exons: 5
Coding region: 109-582 (157 amino acids)
Biological process (GO): replication fork processing; resolution of meiotic recombination intermediates
Cellular component (GO): FANCM-MHF complex; Fanconi anaemia nuclear complex
Molecular function (GO): chromatin binding; protein heterodimerization activity
Source: RefSeq, a predicted model, not a curated record